This is a messenger RNA of Clonostachys rhizophaga, 957 nucleotides long. The record is from the annotation of a GenBank genome assembly. NCBI's taxonomy places the organism in Eukaryota, Fungi, Ascomycota, Sordariomycetes, Hypocreales, Bionectriaceae.
AUGAGGCUCCUCAUUGUUUUAAUUCGGUGCCUGUCGGCCAUCACCACCGUCGCGGUGGCCGCUGGACAAUAUUCUGGAGGUGACACAUCUGGCUGUGGUAAGACUCAUCUUUUUCAAGGCGUCACACAGACGCGUAUUAUUAGGUCCAGCGGCAAAUAUCGCGCGUAUGGUGUACACUUACCAUCAGGAUACGAUGAAAACAAGCGGUACCCGACCAUUCUAGGCUUCCACGGCUCCAGCAGUAUUGGUCUCUUCUUCGAGCUAGAUACUAGGCUCAGCAGCAGCAAGUAUCCCGCCGACUCCAUUGUUGUGUACCCGAACGGUAUCGGUGGUGCCUGGGCCGGUGCCAGCUACUCUAAGACAACAGUCACCGAAGAUCUUCAGUUUGUAUGGGACAUACUGACGGACCUCCGGCGCUACUUCUGUGUCGACAGUGCGCGCAUCUACGCCACGGGCAUGUCCAUCGGCGGGGGCUUCGUCGAUACCAUCGCCUGCAAUGCCACUGUGGGCGGCGAGUUUGCCGCCUUUGCCCCUGCAUCGGGCUCGUUCUAUACCGACAACGACGCGAAUCACGAAAGCUGCAAGCCCGCCCGCGUACCGACACCGAUUAUCGAAAUCCACGGAGGUGCCGACGCAAGUGUGGCAUACAACGGGGGAGUGGGUGAGGGCGGCAUCAACCCUGCAAUCCCUGCCUGGCUUGACCGCUGGGCGGAACGCAACCAAUGCGAUAGACCGAAUUCCCAAUCUGACCUGUACGGUGGCGACGUGCAUCAUCUCAGCUGGACAUGUAAGGGGGUGGCUGGUGCUUUGCAACACUACAAGACCGAUGACCAGAAGCACUGCUGGGCGUCGACCGAGAUCAAUUUCUCUCAAGUGGCUGCCAGCGACAAACCGACGCACAUUGAAGCCUCUGCGAUCUUCCGGGAAUUUUUCAAAAAUUUUACGAGGCCAGCAUAG